AUGGAUAUCUAUAUUAACGAUAUAGAUGAAAAUAUAUUUUACUCCCCACUUAUAGAAAAAAAUUUAAAAAGCAACUAUAAAUACUACUCAAAAUAUCAUUUAGAAAAUGUAAUCAAUAAUAAUAUCAGUAUACUCGAAGAAAUCCUAUUAAAAAGAAACGAAGAAAGAAUUAAUAGUGGUAUAAUUAUAGGAAAAGAAGUUACAACCCCUUUCCCCUUUAUAAAGUCCGAAAUUGGUAUGAACUUUAAAGAAAAAAAUACCUAUUGUUCAAUAAAAGAUAAUGAAAUAAAGAAAAAAUUCCUAACCCAACAUAUCCAGUGCCAAAUAGAGCGUCAAAGAGGUGAAAUACAACCAAGAGUAUUUAUUUUUUCAAUAUCAAAUGAACAAGAAAUAAUUUACAAUACAUUCGAAAAUAAUAUCAAAAAGAAAAAAUUUAUAAAAGAGAUAGUUAUGAAUCAAAUUAUUCAACAAAUGAAAUUUCAUUUAAUAGUUAGAAAAUAUUAUCAAAAUCUUAAAUAUACAUAUUAA
Messenger RNA from Dictyostelium purpureum, 528 nucleotides. RefSeq lists its product as uncharacterized. The coding region runs from base 1 to 528 and encodes 175 amino acids. The record is from RefSeq and is a predicted model, not a curated record. The transcript has a single exon. NCBI's taxonomy places the organism in Eukaryota, Evosea, Eumycetozoa, Dictyosteliales, Dictyosteliaceae.